AUCAAUUCCCACCUGAAUAAUCUUAUUUCCGUUCUCCGCUACUUCCAUAUGCUUAAUUAGCAUACAUGACAAUCCGUUUCCAAAUAGCCUAGUCAUUAAACGGCAUUUUAUUAUGACGCUCCGAAAAAAGGGAACCCGAUUUCCCACGAGAUAUAUAAAAAAUCCAGUGAUUUCCCCUUUGGUGUCGUGGGUGUUCUGUUUUUCCCCAUGGUUAUGACGCUGAACGUUUUGUCUAUAAAAAUAUAUCAGUUGAAUCAUUAGAGCCUCUUUUUAAAUGCUUACGGGGCUCCAAUUCGUUAUUCAAAAUUACAGCCUCCGCCUCCCCGUUAAACGCCGGAUCACACUGCGGUCGUAGAUGUAGCUAAGCGGGCUGUGGAGGGUCCGCCUUCAAACAUGCAUCCAACGGAAAGUGGCUGGUCAUCCCCCAGGGACGCUCGAUUUCAGCCGGGGUGAAGUUUGAGUCUCAAUAGCAAAAAGGGACUUGAAGCGGUACCGGACGGACGGGAGGGGACUCAUCCAGUGCAGCGAUGUCGCCGAGACACCGCUUUACUAGGACAAUGGGGAUAAGCAAGAAACAGUAUCUGCCGCCUUUUAAAAUAUAUCCUUAAUGAAGCACAUAGAAAAUUAUAAACGCAUAGUUGAUUUAUGGGAAAAAAAGUAUAAUGCAUGGAAGGGAUUGCAGCGGCUGACUCCGGACUCCUCGUGGAGGAAUGCGAGUGACGGAUUAAAUAACGCGAGGUCGGGGAUGAAUCAGCGACAAGUGACGGCUGGAUAAAUUUUAACGCUGGAUCAUUUCCUCUCAUGCUCCGCUGGCGCUCCAGGGGGAAAGGCGAUGUAGACAAGCGCAGCGCUGACAUGGGGAAUACCCGGCCGUCGGCGUGCUUCGUUAAAAACAAGGGGGAAAUGGACAAUCCGAAGCACUAAGACACGCAGUGUGUCCGACGGCCUAGACCUCACCUUUUUGAUUUCUCAUCGAGCAUGGAUUCUAUCGAUCUCUAACGUAAGGGGACGUUCGGCGAUAUCCAGAAGGCUGGUUGGGUACAUUUUUUAAAUAACAUGGCCGAUCAAAGUAAUAUCCAGUCCGCUGCUUCCAAAAGCAUUCGACCAUUCAAAUCCAGCGAGGAAUACCUCUAUGCCAUGAAGGAGGACCUGGCCGAGUGGCUCAACACGCUGUAUAACCUGGAUAUCUCGCCAGAUAAUUUCAUGGAGGCGCUGGAGACAGGCUGCGUCCUCUGUCAGCAUGCCAACAACGUGAACCGAGCGGCGCUGGACUUCCAGACGGGUUAUCCGGAGGCUGCCAGUUCCAUGCGUUUGCCGAGCAAGGACGUGGUCUUCCAGUCACGCAACGUGGUACCGGGCUCCUUUCUAGCCCGUGACAACGUGUCCAAUUUCAUCGCCUGGUGCCGGCAGGAGCUGUGGAUCAAGGACGUGUUGAUGUUCGAGACCAACGACCUGGUCCAGCGGCGCAAUGAGAAGAACUUCGUUCUUUGCCUGCUGGAGGUGGCCCGCCGGGGCUCCAAGUUCGGGAUGCUCGCCCCGAUGCUGAUCCAACUGGAGGAGGAGAUCGAAGAGGAGAUCCGGGACCAGGAGAACCUGGGAGAGCAGAGUCCGCCAAGCAGGUCGUUUAGUCGAAUGGAGAGUGUGGAGGACUCUGACUCUGAUCUGUACCCUAACUGGCAGCAGAAGCGAGUCCUUUGCGACAUGCGCAACCUGGACGAACUGGUGCGGGAGAUACUUGGGAAGUGUUCCUGCCCGGCCCAGUUUCCCAUGACAAAGGUCUCUGAGGGAAAGUACAAGAUCGGCGACUCCAGCUCCCUGAUCUUCAUUCGGGUGCUGCGCACGCACGUGAUGGUGCGAGUGGGCGGCGGCUGGGACACGCUGGAGCACUACCUGGACAAGCACGACCCCUGCCGCUGCCACGCUUUUGCUCACCGGUACCACCAGUCCAAAGCAGGGGGCUCACAAAGCAAGUCCUCCAGUGCACACUCCUCACGUUCCACCAGUCCUGGGCCGCAGUGGCGCAACGAGUGUGCUGCUGCCUUCAAGACGCCCGACAGGCGGUUGGUGGAGCCCCCCCCUCCGGCUGCCUCCCCCCCAUGCAGGACCGCCCGCGCCCACCGGCCCUCCCUCCCCACAGAUCUGGACGCCAGCGCCAGCCGGCCCAGCACCCUGAUGCCCCGUCCUGCCCGGGACCGCUCCGAACCUCGGCACCCCUCCUCGCUCAGGAACAAGGACAUGUUUAUCCCGGCAACGCGCAGGAUGUCCGGAGACAGUGACUCGUUGAUAAUGUCCCCUAGAAGUGGGGCGGCCCGGGUCUCGCUUGGGGGCUCCCGCCGCCCAGGGGAGGAGGUGAUCCUGCUGGUGAGCCGCACCGAGGGCAAGCACGUCAUUGAGAGGCCUGCAGGAGGAGGCCAGACCCCAUCCCUGCAGCCCCACCUGGCCCGUGCACGCAGCCAGUCCCGGGAGCGGCCCGCCGAGACCUCGCUGAAGCCCAGCUCGCCCCGGGGUGUCCUCGAGGAGUCACGGGCAGCCCGACCAGAGAGGGGGCGCUCAUUGGGGCCAGAGGGGGCUCGCAAACUUCAGGUCCCACGCUCACUAAGCCAGGGCAAGAUGCCUGCCCGGGUCCGGGCUAGUGAGCCCAGUCCAGGCCCACGGACCCCCCACACUGACAAACGAGAGGAUAGUCGAGGAAAACUAGCAGCCCCCGCCUCCCCCAAGCAGAGUGGGGGCUUCUUGCGGAGGCAACUGCCCAGUCACUCUCAUUCCCCAGUUAAAGGAACGCUGGGAAGCCCCAGUAAAAAGGCCCCAGCUACCCAUAAGCCUCCUGCUUCCCACUCCCAGCCAUCAGCCUCCCCAGUGCAUCGCUACUCCUACUCCUCAGCCCGGCCCACCCAUCCUCACGCACAGCGCCCAACUCGGGCGUCGCACGCCCCCCACCGGCCCGGCCGCAGCGUCCCCCAGUGGGCGGGGCCUGAAGACAGCCGACAAAGCUUGGGCUUCGGGUUCCAGGUUCUGCCCAGCCUGGACCCGCAGAAAGAGCAAGACCUGAUCCGCAGCUUCGAGGCUGAGUUUCUAGCCAACACUCAGCUGGCUGCGGCCAUACCCAGCGAGGACCCAGAGGAAGUGGCGGACGCAGGGAUCCAGGGACAGGAACGAGGGUUCAGGGCCAUCCUUCCCCUGCCCCCAGGUGACCCCAAUGUCACAGACUCUGCCUACUCCUCCUCCAACUCCUCCACCUCCUCUUGCCAAAGGGAUCUGCCGCCUGCUUCCAGCUGCAACGAAGAUGUCGAGAUGUACCCAUCUUAUAACUCUGAGAAGCGACCAGGCUUCUGCUGUGAGGAUGGUGACAAGGGCCUCCAGCAGGCUAUGGGGAUACCCAGGGAUGCAGGGCAGAGGAGCACAGUGCAGCCGCAGGGGUACCCAGACCAAUGCAUGGACGUUCCCUACAAUCUGGAGGAGCAUAAGAACCAAGAUGAAGGCCUGCUUCCCCCGGAGGACUGCUCCCUACGGGACGACUCCAGCGAGAGUUCUUCAGCAUGCGCCAGCCUGAGCGAGGCCCGCUCCGAGGGCUCCUCGUCCCCCCCGCCACUCGCUGAUGGGGAUGGGGGGGUGGUACUACGACCCAAGCGGGGCAUGAGGAAGCCGGAUCGUGUACCCUCUAUCUACAAGCUCAAGCUGCGACCACGUAUCCGCCCACGGACCGACAACCGGCCCGAGAACCAGCCCUCGCGGAUCCCCACCCCAGUCAGCUACAGGGAACAGCCGCGCGCCUGCCUGUCCCUGCCUGCCUCUCCGCGCAUCGCCCGCAGCAAUGGCUACCCCAGCUCCCAGAAGCCCAUCCACAAGGCCUUGGUGGAUUUCAUCAACCCCCGCACCCGCUCCCCCAGCUUAGGCCAGUGGGACUAUGCCUCCUCCGUGGAGUCUGGGAGCUUAGAUGAUGAUUGUUGGAUGUAGCUGGAAUCUGCACCCAGGAUGCAUCUCCGAGCAGAAUAAGCUGCCCCCAAGUGUUUUGCGGCUGGCUUUCUGAUGCUUGCUUGCUUCCUUUCCUCGUGAAUGAAGGGGCAGCUGGGACAGAGGACACAUGGGACUGGAAACAGAUCAAGGCACUUAGGAGAGGGUUAAGAUUAGGGCCACAAAACGGACCUCUGCCAUCAGCAGCUACCUUGUCAGGGAAAACAAACUAGGGACGAGGUGUCUGGAUGAUUCAGAGCGAGUGCUUAAAGAGCUCUUUCUGAGCCUUGUUUGAGUGAUGUGCAGGCAGUCUUCAGGCCUCCUACCCCCCUCCCCACCUCAUGCGACCUUCCAGUCAUCAAUUAAAUGCUUCCAACUUCCUUUUUGCACUUCAAAUGUAAUUUAUUUAUUUCCCAAAGAACCACUGAAACAAAGGAGCGCCUUUAUCAGCUCUCAUCAGCUGGUUGGUGAUUUGCAGGUUAAGUAUCCAGGCUUAAUUAUUGAUGGGUGACCGGCCGUGGAAGAGACUGCUCUGCACAGGCAGUUAACCCCAAAAUUGCGUAAUGGUCUUCAAAGACAAGUAUGACCUGCAUGACUUAAUAGCAAAUCAGUCUGUUCCCUUGCAGCCAUACACACUUAGUGGGUGUCUAACAUGUAAACGAUAAUCAAACCAAUUCUCUAAUUCCCUGUGACCCAGCAGUUUCAAUGUGAACAUCCUAUGGUGCAUCCUAUGAUGGUGUGAGGUUUCUCCAUCUGUAUUUACUGUAUCUUAGUCACAGACACUAGGUUUUACUUUGAGUGUAUUUAACACUACAUGUUAUAUAUACAGUGCUGCUUGGGUCAUGUCAUCAGCCAAGCGACGCCUUGUUCUCUCUCGUCUAACCAUUGAGAAUGUGUUACAUGCGCCUCGUACGUUGCUGCUGGCCCCUGUCGUCGUCCAUCUUUAGUUUUGGCUGUUGUAUUGUAGCUACACAGAUAUUUUAGUAAAUAUUUUUGUAAAUAUGUACACUUUUAGAUUUUUUUUAAGUUUUACACGCUGUUUUAUUUUAAAUAUAUCUCUGUUAAACCGGAGGUGAGAUGUAAAUUUUUUGAGUGCUGAAAGUGACUGUAGCUCCAGACGCUGAGGUUAUUGGGUCCAGUCACCUUUGAUUUGCACCAGUUUACCACGCAUAUUACUUCAGUUUAUCUGCUAUUGGUUAACUUCAACUGUGGAUCUGAUAGUAAAUGGCAUGCUUAGUUUGUAUAUAGUAUGUGUACAUAGUUACUUUAAAAAUGUGUUUUGUCUGCCUUAGCUAUGCAAAUCUGCUGUUGGGAAGGUUGCCUUGACUAUCACCUAUGCCUUAAAAAAGUAUGUGCGUGUGUUAGUCUGUCCCAGUUUGCGCAUUGCAUUCACCAGUGUACCAGUGAGUAUUUGUGAACUGUGCCCACGAACGCAGUGCAAUGCGAGAAGCCGUUAACUUUACCUCCAUAGAGCUGGUUGCUUGCUCCACUACUUCUGUCUCCCUCUGUUUUAUAGCAGUAGUUCUCAAACUCGGUCCUCGGGACCCACUGCCCAGCUUGUUUUCCAGCUAUUCCUGCCUUACACACUGCUGAUUACCUGGAUCAGGUGUGUUCAGUCAAUCAGCAGUGUGUAGGGCAGGGAUAGCUGGAAAACAAGCAGGGCAGUGGGGCCCGAGGACCGAGUUUGAGAACCACUGGUUUAUAGUAUUGUCUUAAACUUAAUGUUUGAAGCAUUGUGGGAUUUAUAGAAUAUAGCCGAUAACUUAUGCGUUGAACAACAUUAAAAUCGGAUUGCCAUCUGUAGUUGCAUUCUUGUAAUGCCUCUUGCCAUAACCUGAAAUUGUGACCGGAUACUGCCAUCUACAGGACACAGAGAGAGUGGUUUUUAUAAUAGGUGUUAAUGUCAAGGCCCCCUAUUUAGUUAUUAAUUUCAGUAGUUGAACUGUUUGUGAAUUGCAAGCUGACUCUCUAAACAAAUACUACAAGAUUCCCCUGUAUAUAGUAUUGAAUGAGUACUGAAUGAAAUGGAAUGUGUACUUCCUGGUAUUACUGUAUGUUUGCGGAGUGGUUGUAGUGUCAUUGUACAUUAAAAAAUGUGUGUACAGAUGCACUCAAACAGCAUGGCGGUAUACUGUGCAAGUGAAAGUCUUGAUGCACUGUUCCAAAACCAGCCCCAUGAAGUGUAGAGAAAUUCAGGGUAUUUUGUAUUUGUGUCGAAUGCCUAAUGAGGGAGGGGGUCUGAAGAACACUGAUAUGUUUCGUAACGUGUGGAGAUGCAGUAGGACUGAAAGGCUACGCAAAUGGGUUUUAUUUAUUUAUUUAUAGGUUUCAAGUAUGGACGAUCUUGCAUGACUGACAGCCUUCAGACUUAUGAGUUAGUUUUUAAAUUCUGUAUAUUUACGGGACCAUGCCAAUGAUAUGUACUCAGUAGGAUUCUUUGUUCAGUUGUUUUCCUAAAUACCACACCUCUGCUAUGCGCUGAUGGAAUGAUGUAAUACAUAUGGAUCUUUUGUUUUGCUUUUCUUUCCUUAGUGUUUCUUUAUAAAGGGAACUUGCAACCUCAGUUUAUUAAUUGUCAGGAAUAGUAUGAUAAUAACUUUCCAUUUCUGCCACCCGAAGAAUGCGAGAUACACAUGAAGUCAUUCAAACAAAAACGGAACAUUCAAGCUUUUAGUGGUAGAUCUUUGGACCUUCUAAAGGCAUGGAAUGGUGUUCAGCUGCCACCCAGCAGUGCUCCCCACUCAAGCCAUUCGGAACGGAUCUGGUAGUCUGUUUUCUGUGGUCUUCCACUUCAGCCAAAUUUUCUUUUCCUUUUGACCAUUUUGUUGCGUUAAUGUGCUAAAUGUAUUGGUUGCGUUUUUAUAAUCAUUUUACUUUUCCAUGCUUUCGUGUUGUAAUUUAGAAUGGAGAUGUGCUGCAUGUCAGGCGUAAUCUUAAAAGUUAUUUGUGACCAGCUGUCAUUGCUGUGUACAAAUGACCCCAAAAUGCAAAUGUGAUUUGGUACUUGAAUGCAAAUAUAUUGUAUAUUCUGUUUUAGUUUACGACUGUCUAUUAUAUAGUGUCUGUGUAUCAAUAACAGAUGGUUACAAUUAUCUUUAUGUUGCCUGUUUUCUGAUGCUCUCCACUAUAAUUGGUGUUUAGAGGUGCUCUGUCAUUGUAGAAUUUAUUUGUAUUAAAUAGCAAUACAGGAAGACCAAGACUCCACUGUUUUUCCCCCUUUUAUUUUCAUUGCUGUUUUUGUUGCAAUAAAUGAUUCCAUAAAUAUUAAUAA
This is a messenger RNA of Brienomyrus brachyistius, 7222 nucleotides long. RefSeq names its product growth arrest-specific 2 like 1 (gene gas2l1). Gene Ontology annotation, biological process: regulation of microtubule polymerization or depolymerization; actin crosslink formation; protein localization to microtubule plus-end. The record is from RefSeq and is a predicted model, not a curated record. The transcript has 6 exons. Gene Ontology annotation, cellular component: microtubule plus-end; actin filament; stress fiber. The coding region runs from base 1057 to 3954 and encodes 965 amino acids. Gene Ontology annotation, molecular function: actin filament binding; cytoskeletal adaptor activity; microtubule binding. NCBI's taxonomy places the organism in Eukaryota, Metazoa, Chordata, Actinopteri, Osteoglossiformes, Mormyridae.